Messenger RNA from Lytechinus pictus (painted urchin), 3553 nucleotides. RefSeq names its product protein rolling stone-like. Lineage: Eukaryota; Metazoa; Echinodermata; Echinoidea; Temnopleuroida; Toxopneustidae. The coding region runs from base 127 to 957 and encodes 276 amino acids. The transcript has 3 exons. Gene Ontology annotation, cellular component: membrane. The record is from RefSeq and is a predicted model, not a curated record.
AUAUUUACAAUGUUGAUACGCCUGACCAUGCUGACUGUCGGGGCCUAUACAUGGAAUAAUGCGCAAUUGUCGUAAUAAUGAUUGCGGCGGUAACAAACAAUACCGUAGGCCUAUAAUCGUGCACUAAUGAUGAUUUUCACGUAUAACCUUUGGUAUUUUAUUUUAACCCAAAUCAGUCGCAAGAUGGUGGAGUGUACAGCACCCAAAUUAUCUGACUUUGGUCUGUCGACGUCAUCCUAUGAUGUUUUUACAAGAACUCAGUGCAGCUUUCCAAGAGCGGUGUUGCUGAUAUACCGAUUCUUGAUGACCGGAUACUUCCUCGGUUACCAAAUCUACUUGUGGGCUAACGUGUUUACCAUCCAUGAUUACAUCUUCAUGACUGAUUGGACCUAUACGGUCUUCACUUUCUAUUCCUUGAUUGCUCUGAUCAACCUUAUAACGGACAUGAGUCUUCAGAGAUGCUAUGACACGUCACAUGCUUCCAACGUACUAAAAGGGCGACAUAUGAUCCAGUGGCUUUUUUACAACGUCAUCGUCACAUGGACAUGCCUUGUUCUCGUUGUCUUCUGGGGCGCCCUCUACGAUCCUCGAUAUCCAAACUGGAUGUUUGACAUUUCCUGUCACGCCUUACCUGGUGUGUUCAGUGUCCUUGAGCUUGCCUUCACUGCGACACCCUGCCGACUCGCCCACAUCAUCUACCCGAUGAUCUACGGGUUGCUCUAUCUCACAUUCACCCUUGUCUACUGGGGGACUGGCCAUCCACCGAUAUACUCGAUCCUCGACUACAGUGGCAACCCAGGAUUGGCUACGGGAUCGAUCCUUGGUAUGGUAGGGUUCAUGCUGCUGUUUCAUCCGUUGGUUUGGGGGCUCACCAAGCUCAGGGGUAGCGUUGCAGGAAGAUUGAACUGUUCUCAAGACUUACACGGCGAUCGACAUGAGCUCAUCGAUAGAAUGUGACGUCACGGAUUGGAAGAGCUACCGAAUUAGAGCACGUCGAUCCAAAGAUAAACCGAGUAGGAGGCCCUCUAAGACGUUACAACCACCCGUGAUAGAUCGCGAUAUAGCUAUUGGCGAUCAGCAACAAGUGAUUCAUGUCACCACUUGCCAUGCUUGCGAAACGUAGCACGUUUUCGGCCUUCGCUGCUAUUUGAUAGUAUUGUGAAAUAUUUAACACUGGGAGAUAGAUUAAACAUGAUCGAAGCUUCACCUGUACUGGCCGCACAGAAAUGUUGUUAGCGCUAACAAUGCGCUAACAGAGACCCUGUUACGACCGGUAAUGUGGCAGCGAUGCCUAAUUUUUAAAAAUGCAUUAACUUACACAUUGAAAUCAAUGUUUAGACUUGAAAAUCCGGAAGAUGUGACUGGGCUUACUGCUAACGCUCUGUUACUUAGGCUAACGAUGUUUCUUUGCGGCCGGCACUAGUCAAUUGCUAUAGUGAUUGCAUGGCUAUUAAUUUGCUAUCGGCAUUUGCUAUCCAUACUUAACAUGAUAUCAUUUAUGCAAUAAACAAAUAAAGUAAACAAAUAUUGUUUUCUAAACACUUUUAGUCACAGGGAUGUAAUUGGAUCCAGAUCGAAUGUGCAUGGUUCUUCUUCUUCUUCUUCUCGGGUCACUGCACAAGACCUGCCCAGUGGAGGGUACAAGAUCUGGCUUUGGGGUUAAAGGACUCCAGAUCUUCGGCAUGGCAAGGCUCUGGUAGGAGGGGGCAGACCAGAAGGUGUUGCAUAUCGUCUGAUCCUCCCCACACUCGCAAGCAUGUGAAUGGUUACCAGACACACUCUGGUUGGUUUAAAUCUGAAUUCUAAGUCUUGUCAAAAUAUUGAUAUUUUGAUAAAAUAGAUAAAAUAUACACACUUGGAAGAAAAUGGCAAUUCUGUCCUCUUCAAAUGCAACACUAAGAGCCCCUUUUGUGAUACAACUGUGCACCCUAAUACACUUUUUUGCACUUUAAUGGAGAAGUUUGCUACAUUUUUCAAAUUUUCCGACGCAUAGUUGAUUUCCUCUUUAGGGAACGUGCAUAUUUGCACCUUUUGGACGCUAAAUUAUUAAGCACCCUAUAAAGACUUGAGUUAAAAUUUGCAUCUUUAUAUAGGGUGCAUUUCUGGGAGCAAAAAAAAAAGGAACAAAAGGUGCGUCCUUUGUAGGGUGCAAGAUUUCACUGCCAUAGUUUAAUUCAGGGUUCAAAGUCUAUUUUAUUUUCUUACUGUGUAAUACUCGGCGAUCGUAUUAAAUUUUGAGUGACAAUAAUGCACUAAUAAUAGGCUCCACAUUUGCUUUUAAUGUGUGAAUGGCAACACAUGUAUAAAUCAGAUGAUGUUUGAAGGUUUGUAUGGUGUUAUGAAUCGCAUAAAUGGUUUACGGUACACCAUGUAUAAAGUCCUGGAAGGACUUAGAUAAGAAAAGUGAAUAGAAAUGGAGGUGAAAUGGAAAGUUGAGAAAGUGGAGGUUGGGAAGUAGAGUAUUCUUUUCAAAAUGAGUGCAUUCAUAUAAGACUCUAAACAAGAAGGAGAAAAAGCUGAGUAGUUGGCAGAAUGAGCAGAUAAGAGAAGGCUGGCUUGAGUCGGCGAAUAGAAAAUAUAAAUGGAUAUCAUAUAAGUAAAGAUUUCUUUUUUUUACAUCAAUACAUUAUAAUAGAUGCAUAGUAAUGGUCGAAUUAUUCUAGACAACCCUUGUGCGUGGCGUUUGUAGAUUUCGCACAAGCUUUUGACAGUAUAGAAUUUCAGGGAGAAAUAACAGCUUUACAGGUACAAGGUGUGCACCACAAUUACAUCAAACUCAUCCAGGAAAUGUAUAGCCAAGUAACCAUUCACCUGCACAAAGACAGUGAACUUCCCCAUCAACAGAGAGGAGUGCAGCAGGGAGAUACCAUUUCAGCCGAACUGAUCGACACUGCACUGAAAGAAAGAAAUCGUAAACUAGACUUGGAAAGUACUGGGCUAAACAUUGAAGGUGAGGGUCACCGAUGAUAACACUCUAAUCACUGAAGGUGGUCACAAGCUAUAUGCUCAACGAUCUGAAAGUAACAAAGUAGGCCUGAAAAUCAAUACGAAAAAGUAAUGUUUAACAAAUUUGCCACGGAGAAAAGGGUAAUAUUGGAUAAUUAUGAAAUCGAGACAGUAGAUCACUAUAUCUACCUUGGGCAACACAUCAGAAUAGAUCAUAGACAACUGGAAUAAGUUAAAAAGAAGACAAUAGCUAGAUGGAAUGCUUUUUAGAAUUUCAAUGAUAUAAUGAAGAGCAACAUGCCGAUUUGCCUUAAAAGAAAAGUCUUUAACCAAUGUAUUAUAACGACAAUGACUAAAAAUACCUGAAACCAAACCGAUGUAAUAAAAAAAAAUUCACAAUGAUAAAACCGUAUUCUCAAUCGCUAAAUUGACUUAUGCAAGUAUAAAUCUUGCUCUAUCAUAAAAGGUGGUGAAAUAAGUACAGAUGAUUUUAAUGAACUAUUAGUGAAAUGAGUGCAAAGUAGAACGAUGAGCAAAAGAUUUGAAAUGAGCAAAUGAGUGGAGCGGUGACCAAUAAAGUAUUAAAAAACAACGAUACUAUUGAUAU